UCUUUGACCACUAUCAUGUAAAGUUUGCUUGCAAGUCACAUGAUCUACUAACGAGCUAGUUCAUUCAUGUGACCUGUGGAGAAAAUGGACGGAAUUAAUUUCUUCCUAAUUCUCUGCUUCCUUCUGAAUUCAGCAUCAUCGCAUCAAGAAGGAAAACAUCUUUUCAUGUCUGAUUUGGCACCGUAUGAUUCUCCUCACGGGCCCGAACAAAUUCACAUUUCUUACGGAGAUAAUCCGAAUGAAAUGACUAUAAUGUGGUCGACCUCAAAUUCAUCGGAGUUUGCCAGUUCGGUCGUUCUUUAUGGCUUAGCGCCGAAGAAUUAUUCUCUUAAAGCAAGGGGAAAAUUUGUGUUAUUUACCGAAGGAAAUCCAGAUGCACUAAAAUACAUUCAUCGCGUCGUUCUUCGGGGAUUAAUUCCUGGGAUGAAUUACUCAUACCGUGUCCAAAGUGGCAGUAACAUAAGUGAUGGGUUUGAAUUCACUGCUAAAAGAGAUGAUGAGGAAUGGUCGCCGCAGUUCUUGGUUUAUGGAGACAUGGGUCGAAUUGGAGGAGCGCCUAGUCUCAAACGGCUUAUCAUGGAAGCUAGGUCCGGGCGCAACACGGCUGCGUUGCAUGUCGGGGACUUCGCGUAUGACCUUCAAACUGACGGAGGACUUAAUGGUGACGCGUUUAUGAACAGAAUUCAGGACAUGGCCGCGUGGAUUCCUUACAUGACAUGUGUUGGAAAUCACGAGAUUGCCUUCAACUUUAGUCAUUACCGAUACAGGUUUUCCAUGCCGCAACUCGAGUGGCCCACUGCAGUCGACAGAAUGUGGUACAGCUUUGACGUCGCCAGAGCUCACUUCAUCGCUUACUCGUCUGAAGUGUACUUCACCAACGGCUCAAUUCAAGGUCAACUCGAGUGGUUAACCAACGACCUUAAAAAAGCAAACCAGCCCGAGAACCGUGCUAAGCGUCCGUGGAUCAUUGCGUUUGGUCACAGACCAAUGUACUGUUCAAACAUUGAUAAAGAUGAUUGUACCACGCUUCACUCUGUGGUUAGGCACAGCUUGGAGCCGUUAUUUUUCCAGUACGGUGUAGACAUUAUCAUCGAAGCGCAUGAGCACUCGUACGAACGCCUCUGGCCAGUGUUCAACGACGUAGUAACGGCUGACAACUACAGCAAUCCAAAGGCCCCAGUCCACCUGAUAUCGGGUGCGGCAGGCUGCAACGAGGCUUAUGGAAUAUGCGUGAAUCCCAUGCUGGGACCUAGAGGUCCUUGGUCCGCCUUCCGCGAGUGGUUCCCAGGCAACGCCGGUUACGGUAAACUAAGGAUUGAGAACUUAACUCAUGUGUACUGGGAACAAAUCAGAGCUUAUGAUGGUUCGGUCAUAGACAGUGUAUGGAUAAAACAGGAACACCACGGACCGUUUAAACCCUUGGAUCCCCGUUUAUAGUAUGAAACACAGCGUGACAACACAAAGUGCAGGGCUGGGUAUAUUCACCAAAACAUUUCGCUGAAAUGCUACUUUGCAUGGAAUCGUUCAAUAUGAAGUUUCAUUCAACGCCUCUUUUUGGAACUUAAAAUUUUGUUUAUUCCAAAACACACAUUACAACGUUCAUACUUUUAACGCCCCAGUUAACAUUAUUUUUUUAUAGAUUUCGAAGUUUUUAUUCUUUAGAAAUCUGCCUUAAUGAAACAUUUAAGUAGUAUUGUAUCAAACUGUGGGCUCAACAGUCUAGUGGGUGGUGUCAGAUUGAACAAAAAAAAUUCUAAUUUAAGACUGCAAUCUCGAACUGACACGGUUAUGUACGGGACUUUUAUCGUAAGAUUUGAAGUUUUACGUAUUUUAGAUUCUCUUUCGGCUUCGUCUAUGUUGAUAAACAGCAUUUCAUCGCCUUUGGACACCACUGUGCAGGCGUUUGAUAUUUUUUAGAUAUUUUAAGAUGUGAUGGCGGUUUUAUUUCAGUGUGUGUCGGUGGGGUGAAGGGCAGCAUUUUCAGUUCAAAUAAGGGAUGGGUCUUCGGGAUGAGUCUUUUAAUAUAGUUUGGUGUGAGACAAAUAACAUUUUAAUUUUUUUUAUCUAUUUUUUACUGCAAAUGACUUUAUUUAAAAAGCUAAUAAACUAGUAUUUUUUGUAUUUUUUAGUUGCUGUAGCGAUUUGGACCGUUUUGAACCCACGUUUUUACGAUGUUUCAUCAUAAAUUUCUUCUAAGAUCUCAGUUGCGAUUUUAUGUAUAAACGCCUUGUCCUCUGGCAGCAAAUAAAUGCAAAAGUUUGCAACGUGUGGCUUUGCAAUCCUAUUUUGAAAGAAAGUAUGAUUCAGAAAUUUAUCCAGAAUUACUUGAAGUUUACUGUCCUUUAAGCGAUCUAAGACGCAUGUAAAAUUCAUUUCAUUUUUUGUUCAGUAAAUAGAGCCAGGUUUUACCGAGGCAAUUGUGUAUAAAAGGUGGAGUUGUUUUAAUAAAGUAAUCGUUUGUCAGGA
This is a messenger RNA of Stylophora pistillata, 2466 nucleotides long. Its product is annotated as acid phosphatase type 7. The record is from RefSeq and is a predicted model, not a curated record. Gene Ontology annotation, molecular function: acid phosphatase activity; metal ion binding; protein binding. NCBI's taxonomy places the organism in Eukaryota, Metazoa, Cnidaria, Anthozoa, Scleractinia, Pocilloporidae.